Cylicocyclus nassatus is the source of this 1741-nucleotide messenger RNA. Lineage: Eukaryota; Metazoa; Nematoda; Chromadorea; Rhabditida; Strongylidae. The record is from the annotation of a GenBank genome assembly.
AGCUUUAUUCAGGUAUUAAACAUGGCUGUACAGCAGCAUGGUAAGACGAGGAUAGCAUAUUAUUACGAUGGUGACGUUGGUAACUACUACUAUGGCCAAGGGCACCCAAUGAAGCCGCAUCGUAUACGCAUGACUCAUAACUUGUUACUCAAUUACGGUAUCUAUAGGAAAUUGGAAGUUUAUCGACCUACCCCAGCAACGUUUGAGGAGAUGACGAAGUACCACUCAGACGAUUAUAUGAUGUUUCUAAAGAAUAUUCGACCAGAUAACAUUUCUGAUUACACUAAGCAGAUGCAACGUUUCAACGUGGGAGAGGACAACUUCCAGGAUUGCCCCGUAUUUGAUGGGGUAUUUGAAUUCUGCCAGCUGUCUUGUGGAGGCUCUUUAGCCGCUGCAACAAAGUUGAAUCGCAAACAUGCUGAUAUUGCUAUCAAUUGGAUGGGUGGUUUGCAUCAUGCAAAGAAGAGUGAAGCAAGUGGUUUCUGCUACAGUAAUGAUAUCGUUUUGGCUAUCUUGGAGCUGCUCAAGCACCAUCGGCGAGUGCUUUACGUGGACAUAGAUAUACAUCAUGGAGAUGGCGUGGAAGAAGCUUUCUAUACAACGGACAGGGUCAUGACUGUAUCGUUCCACAAGUAUGGUGAAUACUUCCCGGGCACAGGUGAUUUGAAAGACAUCGGUGCUGAGAAAGGGAAAUACUACGCACUCAACUUCCCCCUUCGUGAUGGAAUAGAUGACGAAGCCUAUGAGCGAAUUUUCCGGCCGGUGAUACAGAAGGUUAUGGAAAGCUUCCAACCAUGUGCAAUUGUGCUACAGUGUGGCGCUGAUUCUCUCACCGGAGAUCGUCUUGGUUGUUUUAACCUAACUUUGAAAGGCCAUGGCAAAUGUGUGGCAUUUCUGAAAAAGUUUGGUAUCCCUCUGAUGCUCGUCGGUGGAGGUGGAUACACCAUUCGCAAUGUAUCGAGAUGUUGGACUUAUGAAACAUCUGUAGCUGUAGAUACUGAAAUCGCUAAUGAGUUGCCUUACAAUGACUAUUUCGAGUAUUUUGGACCAGACUUCAAACUCCACAUCGAGAAAUCUAACAUGACGAAUCAGAACACUCAGGAUUACUUGGAGAAGACAAUGACGCGAUUGUUCGAGAAUCUUCGAGAGUUACCAUAUGCGCCUUCAGUACAGAUGCAGCCUAUUCCUCCAGACACUAUAUAUGUUCCGGAAAAGUCGUUACUGGAAGACCAUACUAAUCCUGACGUGCGAAAUCCAUCUGCAAUUUACGAUCGCGCUGUAGAACACGAGAGUGAGUUCUUCGAUGGCGGCAAAGAAGGAGCCAAGGACGCACAGAGUCACAAGCGUCGUGCUGAUAGUCCGAUCAAUCCCGCGGAUGAUAAAAAGCCAAAAACUGAAGAUGAUGCUGGUGCACCUCCCAUCUAGUUCUUCGUGCACAUUGCAUAAUCCUGCCCAUAUUGGAGCAACAUAGAGAAGAGUAGUCAGCAGUAUUUUCACCGCUCACUUGAGUCGUCUGAAGUGAAGCUGCAAGAUUUACACGGUGUUGUUGUGAAGGAUAAGGAUAAUUUGUUGAUCUUCCUGCCGAAUGCAUGUGUAUAUCUGUUUAUGUGUAAUUUAUGAACUGAUCUUCGAAUAUACGGUUUCAUGUUCUCCUUUUCUCUUCAUUUACCCUCUAACUCCUUUAUCUAUGUUAUGUCUAAUGCAUGUAGCUAGAUUUUUUCUAUUCUUAUAUUACUGUUUG